Molecule: messenger RNA, 2465 nt
Organism: Punica granatum (pomegranate)
Lineage: Eukaryota; Viridiplantae; Streptophyta; Magnoliopsida; Myrtales; Lythraceae
Source: RefSeq, a predicted model, not a curated record
CCCACCCAGAGGGGGGGAGUUGAGAGUUCGGGUGGGGGGGGGGGGGAGAGGUGUAGGGGUCCUCUUAUGAAGAUUUCGCUUCAAAGCCGCGACUGAAGCUCUCCCCCCCGCCUCUUCAUCUGAUUUGCAGGGAAUCUAAAGGACGAGCUCCGUGCUCAGAGUCAGAGCUCAUAGAGAGAGAGAGAGACAGAGAGAGAGAGAGAGAGGACAAGGCGAAGACACAGAAGCAGCAGAUGUUCUAGUGAGAGAAAGAAACACACCCAGACAGAGAGAGAGAGAGAGGGAGAGAAACGGGCGGAGAUUUUGAGGGAGACACGGAGAGCCCCAUUGAGCUCUGCAGCUUCUUAUUCAGCUCUGUUUUUUCCUUUCCUGAUAGGAUAUAUAAAAGAGACAAUGGUGGAGGGCCGGUCCUGUCUGGUCUCGAGGAGGUUCUCUAGGUCCUGCCAGGCGGGAACCAGCUGGGAUUGCAUGAGUUGCCAGAUUGAGUUCGAUGUCAAAGGCAGCAAGCGUCCCCUCGAACCCGAUGCCCCUGAGGAGCAUCAACAGAGGAAGUCAUCUAAAAUCUCCGAGAAAUGCCAAGACGAGAGGGCCGAUGGUUCCUGUGAGCAAUCCAAUGGUAAUGAAGAGCAUAAGGAGGCGAGCUUUCUGGAAAAUGGGUCUGAGGGUGGUGCUUCUAGGGGCCAGCGUCGAAAAGAUAAUGACCCGGAAGAAGCUGAUCAAUCCGAUAGCCGCCGCCAAGCUGGAGGUUCUUCGGAUUGGGAUUCGCUCAUUCACACCAGCUUGGAUUGCAUGAGUUGCCAGAUUGAGUUCGAUGUCAAAGGCAGCAAGCGUCCCCUCGAACCCGAUGCCCCUGAGGAGCAUCAACAGAGGAAGUCGUCUAAAAUCUCCGAGAAAUGCCAAGACGAGAGGGCCGAUGGUUCCUGUGAGCUAUCCAAUGGUAAUGUAGAGCAUAAGGAGGCGAGCUUUCUGGAAAAUGGGUCUGAGGGUGGUGCUUUUAGGGGCCAGCGUCGAAAAGAUAAUGACCCGGAAGAAGCUGAUCAAUCCGAUAGCCGCCGUCAAGCUGGAGGUUCUUCGGAUUCGGAUUCGCUCAUUCACACCAUCGGCAGGGACAACUCCAUCAGCUGUCUCAUUCGAUGCUCGAGAUCUGACUACGGUUCCAUAGCCUCAUUGAACCAGAGUUUCCGGUCACUAAUUAGGAGUGGACUGCUCUACAGGCUGAGGAGGCAGAAUAAUGUAGUAGAGCAUUGGAUUUACUUCUCUUGUGAUUCUCUGGAGUGGGUUGCUUUCGACCCGAUCCGCCAUCGGUGGAUGCAGUUGCCGCGGAUGAUCACAAACGAAUGCUUCAUAGUUUCUGAUAAGGAGUCCUUGGCUGUGGGCACCGAACUUCUCGUAUUUACUAAGUUCAUAAUUUUCAGGUACAGUAUUCUGACAAAUUCAUGGUCUCCUGGAACAAGGAUGAAGACUCCGAGGUGUUUGUUUGGGUCUGCCAGUCUCGGAGAGAUUGCUAUUGUUGCUGGGGGAUCGGACGAGCAGUUGAAUAUUCUAAGCUCUGCAGAGCUGUAUAACUCCGAGACUCAGGAGUGGGAAGAACUUCCUAGCAUGCUUAAACCUAGGAAGAUGUGCUCUGCCGUCUUUAUGGAUGGGAAGUUCUAUGUGAUUGGUGGGAUUGGGGGAAGUGAUUCUAAGGUUCUCACCUGUGGCGAAGAAUAUGAUCUGAAGACUCGAACAUGGACCGAAAUCCCUGACAUGGCCCCACUACGAGCUGGUGGGACCCGGGGGGUUCAGAUGCCUGCUGCGGCUGAAGCACCUCCUCUAAUUGCAUCAGUGAAUAAUGAACUGUACGCUGCCGAUCAUAAUAACAUGGAGGUGAUGAAGUUUGAUAAGGUGAGACGAGUUUGGUUCACGGUGGGACGGCUCCCUGAACGCGCUGCCUCGAUGCAUGGGUGGGGCCUUGCCUUCAGGGCAUGUGGAGACAGCCUCAUCGUCAUUGGUGGGCCCCGUGCAGCAGGUGCAAGUUUCCUUGAGCUCAACUCAUGGGUCCCAAGUGAAGGACCCCCCGAGUGGAACCUGCUCGAUACAAGGCGAUCGAGUAGCUUCGUCCACAAUUGUGCUGUCAUGGGAUGUUGAAGAACCAGUUUUAGUGGUGGGUUUUACAACAUCGUUCUGUCCUUCAACACAAGAUACAUGUGAGUGGGUAAUAUGUUCGCUUCUUUUAUUUUUAUUUCUUUUUCCAUUCUGGGUUUGGGGGGAAUAGGCUGGAAUUUCAGGCUACGAUCAAGAUUCAUACAAUGUCUCAUUAGAAGAAGUCUCAAUUUAAUUUUCUUUACAGAGCUUUUAUGUUCCAUUUUUCCUUCAAAGGCAUGUUUCCGCCCCUUCCUCUGACAUGAGAACUUACAAAAGUUGGUCUCAAACUCUAUAUAGGUUCAAUAAUUGGAGCACCAAAUAACUCAGUGGAUGGUUCAAUA